Cydia strobilella is the source of this 1737-nucleotide messenger RNA. RefSeq names its product zinc finger protein 845-like. NCBI's taxonomy places the organism in Eukaryota, Metazoa, Arthropoda, Insecta, Lepidoptera, Tortricidae. Gene Ontology annotation, cellular component: nucleus. The transcript is spliced from 3 exons. Gene Ontology annotation, biological process: regulation of transcription by RNA polymerase II. The annotation marks the transcript as partial. The record is from RefSeq and is a predicted model, not a curated record. Gene Ontology annotation, molecular function: DNA-binding transcription factor activity, RNA polymerase II-specific; RNA polymerase II cis-regulatory region sequence-specific DNA binding.
CGAGUCCAUGUAAGGACACACACAGGGGAAAAGCCUUACAAAUGUGGUCAGUGUAGUUUCGCUAUUACCCAUAAAUCUAAUUUGCAAAAACAUGUAAGGACACACACAGGAGAAAAGCCUUACAAAUGUAGUCAGUGUAGUUUCGCUGGUGCCCACAAAUCUAGUUUGCAAGAACAUGUAAGGAAACACAAUGGAGAAAAGCCUUACAAAUGUGGACAGUGUAGUUACGCUGGUGCCAAAAAAUCUAAUUUGCAAGAACAUGUAAGGACACACAAAGGGGAAAAGCCUUACAAAUGUGGUCAGUGUAACUAUGCUAGCAACAACAAAGGUAGCAUGCGAGUCCAUGUAAGGACACACACAGGGGAAAAGCCUUACAAAUGUGGUCAGUGUAGUUUCGCUAGUACCCAUAAAUCUAAUUUGCAAAAACAUGUAAGGACACACACAGGGGAAAAGCCUUACAAAUGUGGUCAGUGUAGUUACGCUAGUGCCCGAAAAUAUUAUUUGCAAGUUCAUGUAUGGAAACACACUGGGGAUAAGCCUUACAAAUGUGGUCAGUGUAGUUUCGCUAGCGCCUAUAAAUCUCAUUUGCAAGAACAUGUAAGGACACACACAGGGGAAAAGCCUUACAAAUGUGGUCAGUGUAGUUACGCUAGUGCCGAAAAAUAUAAUUUGCAAGAACAUGUAAGGACACACACAGGGAAAAAGCCUUACAAAUGUGGUCAGUGUAGUUACGCUAGUGCCCAAAAAUCUCAUUUGCAAGAACAUGUAAGGACACACACAGGGGAUAAGCCUUACAAAUGUGGUCAGUGUAGUUACGCUAGUGCCCAAAAUUUUCAUUUGCAAGAACAUGUAAGGACACACACAGGGGAAAAGCCUUACAAAUGUGGUCAGUGUAGUUACGCUAGUGCCAAAAAAUAUAAUUUGCAAGAACAUGUAAGGACACACACAGGGGAAAAGCCUUAUGAAUGUGGCCUAUGUGGCCAGUGUAACUAUGCUAGCAACCACAAAUGUGCCGUGCGAGUCCAUGUAAGGACACACACAGGGGAAAAGCCUUACAAAUGUGGUCAGUGUAGUUUCGCUAUUACCCAUAAAUCUAAUUUGCAAAAACAUGUAAGGACACACACAGGAGAAAAGCCUUACAAAUGUAGUCAGUGUAGUUUCGCUGGUGCCCACAAAUCUAGUUUGCAAGAACAUGUAAGGAAACACAAUGGAGAAAAGCCUUACAAAUGUGGACAGUGUAGUUACGCUGGUGCCAAAAAAUCUAAUUUGCAAGAACAUGUAAGGACACACAAAGGGGAAAAGCCUUACAAAUGUGGUCAGUGUAACUAUGCUAGCAACAACAAAGGUAGCAUGCGAGUCCAUGUAAGGACACACACAGGGGAAAAGCCUUACAAAUGUGGUCAGUGUAGUUUCGCUAGUACCCAUAAAUCUAAUUUGCAAAAACAUGUAAGGACACACACAGGGGAAAAGCCUUACAAAUGUGGUCAGUGUAGUUACGCUAGUGCCCGAAAAUAUUAUUUGCAAGUUCAUGUAUGGAAACACACUGGGGAUAAGCCUUACAAAUGUGGUCAGUGUAGUUUCGCUAGCGCCUAUAAAUCUCAUUUGCAAGAACAUGUAAGGACACACACAGGGGAAAAGCCUUACAAAUGUGGUCAUUACGCUAGUGCCCAAAAAUCUCAUUUGCAAGAACAUGUAAGGACACACACAGGGGAUAAGCCUUACAAAUGUGGUCAGUGU